GGUCUUUAAGGUCCCCUUCCAAUCCAGGCCAUUCCAUGAUUCUAUAAUCUGCUAAGUCUCUGCUGUGGUGUUGAGAGUAUCACCACACUAUCAGCAAAAAGUUCUUCCCCCAGAGGGUGGUUGGGCACUGACCAGGCUUCCCAGGGCAGUGGUCACAGCACCAAGGCUGACAGAGCUCAAGGAGCAUUUGGACAACACUCUCAAGCACAUGGUGGGAUCUUUAGGCUAUCCUGCACAGGGCCAGGAGUUGGGCUUGAUGAUCCUUCUGUAUCCUUUCCAACUCAGUAUAUUCCAUGACUUUAUGAUUCUAUGACGUAGCCUGGAUAUCCAGAUGAGCUUGGCCCCCUCCUCCUUGUCUUUCUCAAGUAUUGAAGCAGGCCUGUUUUGCUAAUUUGUGCUUUCAGUACAGUUUUGAUUGAAAGCAACAGCAAACAGAGGACCAAAUAGCAAAAAUUGUAUUGUCUAGAAGUGCUCAGAAUUGUUUUACUGUUAGUAUUUUUUAUUAAUAAUGAUUUUGUGGCAAACACCUCUAAUAUAUGCAGGACAUAGGCAGGUUUUAAAUUAGCUAAAAUAUACCAACUUUUAAAUCUCUGAUGGAGUUUUCUGAGCUAUCAUAUACUGUGCACAACAGAGUUGCUUACUACUGUGGCUGUAAUCCAUGUUCCUGCAGUUCCCUUUUUUCUUGACUAGUCACUGAAUGAAAAACCCAAUUCAUUCUGGCAUUCAGAGCUCCCCUAAUACUAUUCCAGUGAAGGAGCAAUGCUUUUUUUUUUUUUUUCUUUUCUAUUGAGUUUUUGCUGAAACUGAAAGCCCUGAGGCUUUUAUGUGUGGUCCCUACAGAGCUGACCUCACAGUUGUACUGUCAUUCAUUAAAGGACACCCAUUCCUAGACUGUAAAAGUACCAUGUUCCUGAUGUCAUCUCUCCAUGUGCCAGCCAGGCUAGUGAACAUCUGCAACAGCACCACUGGGAACACUUCAGGAACGGGACAGGUUUUAAAAUAUAAAAUAUGCUUCAUAGUAUUUUUAAAAAAAGAAAAUCCAGUUUACAUGAACAAUAAAAUACUUUGUCCCAAUGAAACUGGUGAAAAUUCACUUCAGCUGAUGUUUUUUUCACCAGGGUAAAAAAGAAGUUUGAUGGAGAAGUUUGUGUCUGUAAUUCUGAGUCUAAUACAUCAAUAUAAAUAGCUCAGCAAACAUUACUUGAAGUUAGCAGAUAGAUAUACUAAAAUACAGUCCCAUCUACACAUAACAGAUAGAAAGGGCUGGUCUGAUUUAUUACUUUCUCUGAUUUGCACAGAUAAAUCACUGAAUCUUUUUAAGGACUGGGCCACAAACACUAUAGAAAUGAAACCUGUUGGUUCAUGAACAGUUAAAAAACUUCAACUUUUUAGGAAGCUCAGCAAAAAAAAAAAGUGUGUAAAAUUCACCAUCACUGUCUCCCUGAACCUGAAUCAACAAAACCCUGGAUCAACAAUAUGAUACCAAAGGUCAGACAAAUCUUUUCCUUAACUGGAUUGCCCUUCUGACCCUGAAAAUUCAAAACCCUCACCCUAAGUCACCUUUCCCAAAAGUAUCUAUUUACAUUCUUUCAUAGUUUCCACAUAUCAUGGAAAUAGAGUAAUUGUCCAGCACCAUCAAGAGGUGAUGUGUUUCAAGGAAAAACACAACCACAUGGUAUGCCUAAUUCCCAAAGAUGCUUUCAAAAGCUAAUCUUUGGUGUUUUGCCCUUCAGAAAUGCUUGUGAUGUAUCUGAUGACAGGCACAUGGUACGAGAAAUGGGGUUACCCUUGGUUUUUUUGGGGAGUUCUGCUAAUAAAAUGUGCUCACUGGGAAAAUAAAGGAUAUAUCCACACCCUAGGGUCAGGUUCACCCCAGGUGACCAAGCUUGGUGACCCACCACCUGGCUUUGAGCUCUUUCUUGGUGGGUGGGGGUUGGGUUCCAGGGCGCUGGUUCUGCCUUGGUACCUCCACUCCCACCUCCGUGGGACUGAGUCACAGACACUGCACUCGCUGACUGGACCUGCUCCUGGCUGUGGUUCUCUGCAUUUUCCCUUUAUAUGGUUGCUGAAGAUCACAGGGGGGCACACCUGGUGUCACUGUCAAACCCCUCAAAAUAUUUUUCUACAUUUUUAAAAACAAUAAAGGUUUUCCUGUACCUUUAAAAACAGUAAAUGUGACUCCCCUAUGGGCCUAGGCAGGAUAUGAGGGGAUGACUCCAGAUGAGUUUUCUCUGCCUCCCCUGAGUGAGCGAGUGAGUGAGUGAGUGUUCCCACUGUUCUCUGCUCCCUCAUUUGGUGGUUUGCACAUAUUUUGAGCACACAAAAGGCUUGUUGACAGCCCCUUGUGAUGGGCUGAAGGAGUGCUCCAAACAGACCAGUUUCCAGGCAUGAUCCCUCAUUUUUACUGCUUGCAAAGCUGUCAUGGCCUGAAGAAACCUGCAGAAGAAAUGCUGGCCUGGUUCCCACUUGGCCAGGCUCCCAAGCGUGACACUAAAGGUCAGUUGUUCCCUCCUGUGGAAUCCCAUUCCUCUUCUGCAUUCUAUUCCCUCCUUUUACCAGUCUCCUAAUCUGAGAGAUCAUGUGGGGAGAGGCAAGAGAGGGUGGGGGAGGAGUGUGUGAUGUAACCUCUGCUCUGGCAAAGUUACGAGACAACACCACAGUGCCCGCAGCUCUCGGUGGGAUUUUGGUGGCUACCGCUGGGACACUUAAAUAAGAGGCAAGAAGAUCCAUGCCCAGGAGGUAUGAAGAUCUACCACAGCUGUGUGGGACCCAAAAGCUGAUGUACUCACCUCGCUUGUGGAGAAGAAAGCUGAGCACAGUGUCUGCAGCUCCUUGGUUUGCUGCCUCUACAUGCCCCCGGGAGUGAGGCGACCAGUGGCUACAUCCCGAGGACACCCCUGAGGAAAGGGAUGCUCAGAGCCAGCUGCACUGCUGGGGUGAGUCUGUCCCUUCUUCCUGGGUUUUCCCGACCGUUUGGGAGGGAGGGAAAGGAAGUGGAGUGAGCUGGAAUGUGUAUGGAUUGUUUGAGGGCAUUUAACCGAAUGAAAUCCCUGCUGGAUUGACUCUGUGCCAGCUGAUAAUCACCGAGUAAUCUCAGUGCUGGCAGAUUCUGCUCGGAUUACAAGGGCAUGUGUCUGUGUGUCAGGAGGUGUAUGAGACCUGCUGGGCAUCUCGGGGGGUGUGUCAGGGAAACCAAAAAGGGGUUUGACUGCAAUGAUUGGCUGCAGGAGAGAAAUUUGGGCAAGUCUGUCACCUGUGCGUGCAGGGGCACAUUACAGUCAAGGGAGGAAGUCAAGGGAGAAAAUAUGCUUUUCUCAAUACCAGCAAGAGAUGAGACUGGGAGGAACUGGUCCUGUGUAUUUGCUAAUGGAGAGAACUGGAUCAGAUAACAUGAUCUGUUAAAAGUAAUUGCAGUAAAGUGUUUUCUAGGUGAACUUCCAAGCGCCAUUGAAAAUGUCUCCCUGCUAAAGGAAAGAAGGGAAGAGGAGGAGCAUCAUUAUAUAUAACUUGUGAUGGCUUCAACGUGGCAGAAAACUCAGGAAUUCUACAACUGGGUUCUUGAAAGUGGAGAUCCAAGGACAGACCCAUGGCCACUGGUCUACUCUCCACUUCCAGUCACACUUAUCUUUGCCUCCUACCUCCUUGUCGUGGCACUGGGGCCCUUCUUCAUGCGGCAGCAGAGACCCCUGGAGCUCAGGGGCCUGCUGGUGGCCUACAAUCUAGCCAUGAUGGCAUUGUCAUGCUACAUGUUUUACGAGUUUUUGGUAACUUCAGUCUUGGGCAACUACAGCUACCUGUGCCAGCCGGUGGAUUACAGCUGGAGUGAACUAGGAAUGCGGCAGAUGGCAAAAGUGUGUUGGUGGUUCUUCUUCUCCAAAGUCAUCGAGCUACUGGAUACGGUUUUCUUUAUUCUGCGCAAGAAACAAGAGCAGGUGACUUUCCUUCACGUGUACCAUCAUGGCACUAUGCUGUUCAACUGGUGGUCAGGGGUCAAAUAUGUGCCUGGAGGACAAGCCUUCUUUAUUGGGAUGCUGAACUCCUUUGUCCACAUCUUCAUGUAUGGCUAUUAUGCCCUGGCCAGCCUGGGACCACGGAUGCACCGUUACCUGUGGUGGAAGCGCUACCUGACCAUCAUGCAGCUGUGCCAGUUUGUGGCCAUUGCUGCUCAUUCUUCCUACAACCUCUUCACAGAAUGCCCGUUCCCAGAUGGCUUCAACACUGCAGUCUUCCUCUACAUCCUCAGCCUCAUGGCUCUCUUCCUACACUUCUACUACCGGACCUACAUUAGGGGGAAGCAGGAGAAGCUCACUUAAAGAAAAUCAAAUAGGACGCUGAGCAGAGGCUGAGGAACUUGCACAUUCUCUGCUGCUUGUAAUGGGGUUGCAGGAAGAAAAAUGUCUUUUGGGGAGUGUGUGUGAGGCUCAUAUCCUGCCUUCAAAUACCUCAAGUUAGGGAGAGAAAAGGGAGGACAAAGCCAGGGAUUAAGGUAUUGAGGAGCUUGUUUAAUAAGGCUGAGGUAAAGCUAAGCCAAGUAGUCCCCAGCAUAGCAGGCUUUGUGAAAUUAGCACAGGAAGCUCUUUUUGCCUCCCAUCAGUUUCCAAGGUCUGGCAUCCAACCACAACUCCCUUGUCUCAUUUCUUAGGCUGUAGAGGGUUUCUUUGCAUUAAUAAAAUUAUCUCAGCUUGCUGCUCUAGAUCAGGCAGGGCCACGUGCCUCCAGCCUUGUCCAAGCAAUGUCCAAGUAGCCAGGAACUCAUUGGGACUGCAGGAUGCACUCACCUGUACACUGCAUCCCAAAGCUCCUGCUAGAAAUGGGGUGAAAUACAGCUAUAUGACCCUAAUGGUUUAACUUUAUAUAAGCAUGAGCAUGAAGGAAGUUGGACAUUAUGUUGUCUGGCUGGACAAGUCCCUUCACUGUCCUGAAGUGAAAGAAGGGAUUUUUAGCACUUUCAUCCUAAGGAAGUGCAGUAAGAACCACCAUGUACCAUUUUCUGGAAUGCUUAUUUGCCUUUGGUUGCUCUCAUAACAACAGAGAACUUUUAAUGCAUGAAGACUACUUGGUAUUGCUCCUUAUAGGUGCCAUAAUUUUACUAGAAUGAAUAGACUGAGGUUCCCUAUCCAUAACAUUUUUCCUCCAAUUUUUUAUUAUUUUUAAUAUUAUUAUUUUAAAAUUUUGCUUCUCAUCAAACAUGAAGAGUUUAACAACACCAUAAGCAACCACCUCCACUACCUAAUAUUUGUAUAAAUACCAAAUGUAUAAAGUCGAUUCAUUGCCUAGUGCAAGGCUGCAUAGCUCCACUGACUUUAACACAUUAUUUAUUGGCUUCUGUUUUACUCCUAAAUCCAUUACAGCUAGGAUUUUGCACUUAUAUUCAUCUUCAGACAGUUAAAUACUGUUAAAGUUUUGAUGUGGCAGUGCUUCGAAGAGCCUAAAUUCAGAUUUUAAACUACGGAGUGGCAUUUAUUUAUUGCACUCUGCUUUGUUGACUAAAACUAGUAGUACGGAGUAGUGAUAUUUUCACAGUUGAAACACAAAGGUCAUGAAGGAGAGGAUUAGAAUUGGUAACAUAGUGCACUGCCAUUGCCAAGCCAAAUCCACCUUGAAUGUAAAAAAGUCUGACUCCACUGGGAAUGUCCAGAGGACUAGAGCUAGUCUGAACCACAAUGACACAUCUUAAACAUCAUUCCUUUAAUUUGAGUAGUCUUUCUUCUGAUUGUUACUGGUGACUAUGGAAAGCAGAGCAGGGCUUAUUUUUACAACUGUGCAAGUUGUUUUUCUCCCUGUCAAAUAUUUCUCCAUGCUAAUUACUAAAUAAAUGGUCCUGCUUUUGCAUACUGGAAUUCUACUUUUGUUAGUAUUUUAAGUAGCAAACCUCUGGGUGGGUCCCUCAUUCUUCCCUUUCACUUUAGUUGGAAAGGCAGGAAAAAAAGACCUGCAGUGUAUCUCACGUACUGUGCUCAUUUUGAGGAUUUCCCCUGGGGCCUCUCCAGCACUGAAGACUCAGUGCAAGCAAAGCUGUUUCAUUACUCCUGUCCACUUAAAUACUCACAACCUUCUCUUGCUUAAACCAUCAGUACAUUGAGCCCUCUCAUUUCAUGGUAGAGCAUAAUUUCCUGCAGCUGAGUGAAUGAUCUGUGCUUACAAAGCAAUCUAAUACUCUUUCUCAUGUACAUGAGGGGUUCAUGAGUGGGUCCCAACUUCAGUUUCCCCUCACAUAAACUUUUUCAGAUUGCAGUUACUACUUUCAAAGGCUUCACUAAUAAUUUUAUACCAGAGUAAGCAUCAGAUAUUUUGAUUUUCCUUCAUUCAUUCAUAAUUCACAACUGCUUAAAGAUUAGAAAUGAGCAGGAAAUUUGAAUGAGAUUACUCCAUGCUUUUGCAAAUCCACUGCUUCUUAAAAUGUAUAAAUUUGUAAACAUGCCAUCUAGUUUGUUUUUUUUUAAAGCAACCUGUGCAGCUGAAUUUGUAUCUGUGUAUGACAGAGCUUCCUGCCAUGGAUUCUGGAGUGUGACUGGCCACAUAGCUGGUAACAAAAUACAAAAGUGUGAUUUUGUCACCUGACAACUUGAAAUAAAUGACUGGUCACCUAAAUCAGACACCACUGACAAUAUUUGUCCUAGACAUGCAACCUUUCAUCUACCUGUUCCUGUCCCUCUUCCUCACAGCCUGAAUGAGGGGCCUGAUCUUGCAUUUUUGAAUUGGUAAGAGCUUUUUGUCAGUGUCACUUCAAUGGCAUAGGAUGAAAAUGAAGUAUUUUCUAUUGACUGAUAAGGAGGGAUUAAGUCUGCCCAGAAACACCCCAGAGGAAUAGGCAUUGGUGUGGAGUACAAUCCUUACAGGAGCAUUGAUGCAAGCAAAAUUCACUUGUGAGAGUAUUUGCACUAGCAGGGAAGACAAAAUUGGAUUGGUGUAUCUGAGUGGCUCUGCAGGUCUUGAUACUUUAUUCCUUCAGAGUUCACUUACUUGUCUUCAUUCUGUUUUAAAUUGUGUUGUCACAGUUGGAACUGUCCACCUGGGCCAUUCUGUUGAAACAAGAGCAAAAACUUGAGAGUACAGGUAUGUGCCCCUGAAUUUAGCAGAAAAUAAAGGCACAGAAUGGGAUUU
Molecule: messenger RNA, 7104 nt
Organism: Pipra filicauda (Wire-tailed manakin)
Lineage: Eukaryota; Metazoa; Chordata; Aves; Passeriformes; Pipridae
Product: elongation of very long chain fatty acids protein 4-like
Exons: 8
Coding region: 3513-4313 (266 amino acids)
Biological process (GO): fatty acid elongation, polyunsaturated fatty acid; fatty acid elongation, saturated fatty acid; very long-chain fatty acid biosynthetic process
Cellular component (GO): endoplasmic reticulum membrane
Molecular function (GO): fatty acid elongase activity
Source: RefSeq, a predicted model, not a curated record